AUGCCUUCGCGCCGCGAGAUCUACAUCCCUCCUCCUCCAGCCUCAACUCAUCGAAUCAACCGUGAUCAUCGCAUCAAGCGAGUUCCACUACAAGAUCUCGCCUUCAAGAAGUCUACUGGCGCUCUUCUCCAGCAGCGCAAGCGAGUCUUCCGAACCGUUCCUUCUCCAGACAAAGAGAACGUGGAGGCCUGCUACCGAGCCGUUGAUCAUCUCAGUGUCACCUUUGAGGAGUGGUAUCAAGAGCGCAUGCGAAUUCUCCGUGAAUCACGGCAAUUCCGAAGAAAUAUUAACAAUAUUCUCCUAGCUGCCCAGCAGCCUACAGACCGAUCUCGUCUCAGCAUGCCUCCCCGCGAUUCCGACGCCUCCAGCUCCGACGCUGAGCCUGACGAGAGUAUUCUCUUCAAUCGUGCUCGCCCAACAGCUGCUCCCGCUGGCCCUUCUUCUGAUGCCACAAUGGCUUACAACGACGACCAAGCUGCUGAGGAUGAUGCCGAUCAGCGCACUCUUUCUCAUUCCCCUGAAGAAUAUGAGGAUGAGAACUCAAUCGGCGAGGAAGAAGAAGAAGACGAUGAUGAUGAUGUCGACGAAGACGAGGAUGACGAAGAAGCUGCUGAGCACGACCAGGCUCAUGAAGCUGCGACCCUUUUCGACCCCGCUACUGCCGGCCUAAAGGAGAUUUCCAACCUUGCCCGUUUCACUGUUAGCAGCCACAAGCCUGGCAAUGGUGUUGAGGAGCUCAAGAGCGAUGACCUCAAGCUCUUCUGGCAAUCCGAUGGCCCUCAGCCCCACAAGCUCACCAUGUAUUUCACCAAGCGUGUUGGUAUUCGCGACAUUCGUUUCUACGUUGACUACAACGAGGACGAGUCCUACACCCCUACCAAGGUCGUAUUCAAGGCCGGCACCAGCGAGAACAAUCUCAUCGAGUUUGCUACCAUGGCUCUCGAGAACCCCUCCGGCUGGCAGCAGGUUCCCAUCGCCGGCGCCGGCGGUGGCCCUGACGGCAACACCCUCGUCGCUUGGGUCGUUCAGAUGCAGAUCCUUGAGAACCACCAGAACGGCAAGGAUACGCAUCUUCGCGGUAUCAGAAUCUAUUCUUUCGACAACGACUCCGCCCUUGGUCCAGGUCGUGAUGGUAACCCUGUCGAAAAUGUCCUCGACCUCAUGGACACAGCCACUAGCCAUAUCAACCCCAGUUCUACUCGUUCGCGCCUCAGCAACUUUGGAGCUUCCAACUUUGAGUCUGGUGAGGGAGGUCUCGCCAUCCCUGAAUUCAUGCGAGAGCCUGAGAUCCGCUAA
Fusarium tjaetaba is the source of this 1296-nucleotide messenger RNA. RefSeq names its product anaphase-promoting complex subunit 10. Gene Ontology annotation, cellular component: anaphase-promoting complex. Lineage: Eukaryota; Fungi; Ascomycota; Sordariomycetes; Hypocreales; Nectriaceae. The record is from RefSeq and is a predicted model, not a curated record. The transcript is spliced from 2 exons. Gene Ontology annotation, biological process: anaphase-promoting complex-dependent catabolic process; protein K11-linked ubiquitination. The coding region runs from base 1 to 1296 and encodes 431 amino acids.